AUGGCUCUGUCCCAGUCCCCCGCCGAGAAGACGGUCGAGAAGGUUGAGUCUGACCAGAUCGAGGAUGUCGAAUACAUCAAGGAUAGUCAAGCAUUGCAUCUGGACGACAGUGCUCAGCGUGCCUUGGCCAAAAAGGUGUUGUGGAAACUUGACACAAGGUACCGAAACUCGUGUGUACGUCCAAGCAGAUCAACGACUGACUCAGCGUUACUCCNNAGAAUUCUUCCUGUGCUCGCCCUCUUGUUUCUCUGUUCGUUCCUCGAUCGUACCAACGUCGGCAACGCCAAGAUCCUUGGCCUGCAANAGAGCAUCGGCAUUGAUGAUCAUCAAUACGCUGUCGGAUUGGCCAUAUUCUUCGCUUUCUACAUUGUCAGCGAACUGCCUAGCAAUUUAGUCCUCAAANAAGUCUCUCCACGAGUAUGGUUGCCAUGCCUCACCUUCGCAUGGGGUGUUGUUGGCAUGUGUCUCGGCUUCAUUCAGAACUAUGCUGGAUUUCUUGUCGUACGUGCCAUGCUCGGUGUCACUGAAGGCGGUCUGCUUCCGGGCAUGGUCUUGUAUCUCUCGGGCAUGUAUACGCGCGGAGAGCUGGCACUGAGAAUUGGACUUUUUUAUACUACGGCGAGUCUUUCGGGCGCUUUCGGUGGUUUGCUCGCUCGAGGUCUUUCAUCUAUUGGUUCUACUGGUGGUGUGCACGCAGGCUGGCGAUGGAUUAUGAUCGUCGAGGGAUUACUGACAGCCGUAGUGGGCGCUGCGGCCUAUUUCCUGCUUCCAAACAACAUCGCGACAGCCAAUUUCCUCACCGAGGAAGAGCGCGAGUUUGCGUUAUAUCGUCUCAGCAAAGACUAUUCGUUUGGUCUCGGUCCAGGCGUGACAGCCGAGCCAGAACGUUUCCGCUGGUCUGAGGUUCGCCGUGGAGUGUUGGACCCAUCGCUUUGGUUUUCAGCAUCUGCUUACUUCGCAAUCCUCUCUGGACUCUAUUCGUUUGGUCUAUUCCUACCCACCAUCAUCGCUGGCCUCGGAUACACUGCCAAUGAAGCGCAGCUGUGGUCUGUCAUUCCGUACGCCGUUGCGGCCUGUAUCACUGUUGUUGCGGCCGUAGUGUCCGAUCGCCUCCGUCUUCGUGGACCAGUAAUGCUAUGCACACUCCCAUUGGCCAUCAUUGGAUAUGCUGUCAUUGGAAAUGUCAAGUCAAACCACGUCAAGUUUGGUAUGACCUUUAUGAUGGCAACAGGACUUUACGCGAGCGUACCUCCUGUCCUGGUUUGGAUUUCGAACAACUCUGCUGGCCACUACAAGAGAGCAACGGCGACUGGUCUCCAACUUGCCAUUGCCAACUGUGGCGGAUUUGUCUCUGGUAACCUUUACGUACAGCAAGUCAGAGAAACCACAAUACCACAAGUCCCAUACCACGGUUCUCGGCCUGCUCGUGUUCGCUUGGUUCAUGNNGUACUCUUCAAUGUCUUGUACUGUCACAAGGUCAACAAGGAUAAGAAAGCUGGCAAGUACGACCAGUACAUUGCAUCGGGGGACGAUCGUGAUCCAAGUUUCAAGCUCAUCCUGUAG
Messenger RNA from Aureobasidium musti, 1563 nucleotides. NCBI's taxonomy places the organism in Eukaryota, Fungi, Ascomycota, Dothideomycetes, Dothideales, Saccotheciaceae. The record is from the annotation of a GenBank genome assembly.